AUGCCAAUGCGAGUUCUUCUCUCCGUUCCACCUUCUUUACCAGCCUCUCAUUCUUCUGUGGAGCGUAUUCUCACCGCCCAGCAACACCGUGUUUUCUUCACUAGUGAUCCCAAAGGAUCUCGUCUUGGAUCUGGCGGAGGAACAACAUGGCUGCUGGAGGCCUGUUACCGCUCUGAACAGGAAUCUUCCACUGUUGAGAUAGCUGCUGAGAAGGAAUGUGAUGAUAAAAAGUUUAUGAAUUGGUUAUCAAAGGAACCACGUAUUAUUGUUCACAGUGGAGGACAAAGCCGACGAUUACCAUCUUAUGGUCCUUGUGGAAAAGUAUUGGCACCUAUUCCAGUUUUUCGAAGUUCGCGUGGUCAGCGGUGUGAUCAAACAUUAUUGGAUGUACAGAUGCCAUUAUAUGAAGAGGUGAUGCGGCAUGCCCCAUCACAGUUACGUACACUUAUCACCUGCGGGGAUGUUCUCAUUUUGUUGGAUCAACCACUUCCACCAAUUCCAGAGGAUACAGAUGUGGUUUGUUAUGGUAUUCAAAAAGAAGUGGAUGUACUCAGAAAACAUGGAGUCUUCUUUAUGAAUCGCGAUACACCGGAUGAAUUGGAGACAAUGCUGCAGAAACCUACAUUAAAGGAAAUUCAGGAAUAUGCAGAGGGGAGAGAAGCCGUUAUGGAUAUUGGACUUUGGCUCUUAAGUGAUCGGGCCAUUGAGGUAUUGCGACAACGUAGUACAACAGAGAGUAACUUAAAUAAAUCUAAUGAUACCUCCCAUCUUAAGGAGUAUGAUUUAUACAGUGAUUUUGGAAUGGCUCUUGGUAAACAUCCACUACGGGAUGAUGCCCUCAUUCAAACAUUACGGGUUAAAAUUAUUACUCUUCGAGAGGCACGUUUCUUUCACUAUGGAACGACAGAAGAACUCAUCACAUCUACAUUUGCUAUUCAAAAUACUCUACGUCAUUCAGAUGGUUCUAUAGAGUUAGCGGUAUCUCGUCAUCCUGCAACUUUUACACAGAACGCUAUUAUCCAUAUACCUUUAACAGAGGAACAUCGACUUAUGUGGAUUGAAAACAGUGAAAUUUCAUCAGGUUGGACUCUGGAGCAUCACUCCGUGAUUACAGGUAUUCCACGGAAUACAUGGAAACUACAUGUACCCGCAUAUGUUUGUAUUGAUGUUGUUCCGGUUCGUCAUGAUGGGAAACGAGGUUGGGUUGCCCGUCCAUAUGGAUUUAAUGAUAUGUUUCGUGGACCUGUCUGUGGAGAAAGUACAUACUUUCUUGGUCAGCCACUCACAGAAUGGAUGAGGCAGCAUCAUCUUCCACAUCAGGCACUUUUCACAGAAAAGACGAAAGAGAUGGAUUUACAGUUUACUCCACUCUUCCCAUGGUGUGCUACUGUAGAGGAACUCGGUCUGUUAAUACGAUGGAUGAUAUGUACAGAUCCCACUGAAUUGCAAUCCACUGAAAUGCAGCGGGUGAAAUCUUUAUGGGAAACAAGUUUUCGUUUCUCUGCAAAUGAUUUAAAUGAUGUGGCUGAUAUUGAAGCCCUCUUGGAUGCUAGAGAUGCAUUUCAACGGGAAAUACUUCCUAUUAUGGCAUCUAAUUCCCAUAAGAACCCUUUUUAUCAAAUGGAUUUAAAUCAUACAGCAUUGAAAUACGCCGCUGCACAUUUACCACUUCCUGAGAAACUCUCCGAAUCGGAUGCUCCUGUUAUGAAACGUGUACAUCAUCACAUGUUCCGAGCACGAGUACUACAAUAUCUCUUAGCUCUAUGGAAGAAAUCUUCAUCAUCUUGUUCCUCUGUGAAAGAUAUCGUACCUGGUCAAGAAGGAGAAGAUAAAGAUGCUGAAAAUGAAAAGGAGGAAGUAAUGUUAAUACAGACUCUACCUCCUCUUCUGAAAGGUGUUUCCAUAACGGCAGAGAUACUUCAAAGGGUAUAUGGUAUUACAAGUGAGGAGGAACUUGUGGCACGUGCGGAGGAGGAAGAGUCCAUAUCGUUUAAGUUAUUGCAAUAUUCAAUCCUUCAGGAUUUAACAAUCAGUACUUCCAGACCAUCACCAAAAUUAGCCGUUAUGAAUGAUCAAAUUGUAUGGGGAAGAGGUCCAGCCCGUAUUGAUUUAUCCGGUGGAUGGACAGAUACACCACCGUAUAGUAUUAUGUGUGGUGGUAAUGUUGUGAAUGUUGGUAUAAACCUAAAUGGUCAACCUCCUUUGCAAGUUUACAUUAAACCUUCCUCUACCCCUGAUAUUACAAUUCGAUCUAUUGAUCUUGGUGUUUCUGAGACCUUUACAACCUAUGAUGAACUACGUCGCUAUGAUAUCGUGGGAUCUCCGUAUUCUAUUCCCAAAGCAGCUCUUGCCUUGGCAGGUUUUCUUCCCGAGUUUGGUUCGAAAUCCUUUACAACACUGAAGGAACAAUUACAAUCAUCCUUUCGUGGUAAAGGAAUGGAAAUAACACUUCUUGUUGCCAUUCCCGCUGGAUCCGGACUUGGCACCAGUUCACUUGUGGCCUCCACGGUGUUAAGUGCCCUUUCAGACUUCUGCGGUCUUUGUUGGGAUGCGCAGGAGGUCGGCCGCCGCACAUUAUGUGUAGAGCAACUACUCACAACAGGUGGAGGUUGGCAAGAUCAGUACGGCGGUUUAUUUCGCGGUUUGAAGUUAUUACAAUCGCAACCGGGAUUUGCACAGAGUCCGUGUGUGCGGUGGCUGCCUGAACACCUGCUGGAGGAUCCACGCUACGCCCCCUGUCAUUUACUCUACUACACAGGCAUUACACGAACCGCAAAGAAGAUUUUAGUGGAGAUUGUGCGGGGGAUGUUUAUGAAUAGCGCAUCGCAUCUACGUGUCUUGUCAGAGAUGAAACAACAGGCACUUGAUUUGCAUGAUGCGAUCACACGAGGGGACUUUGAACGUUAUGGUAAACUCAUUGCAAAGGCAUGGGAUCAGAAUAAGCGAUUAGAUGCAGGAACAUGUUCACCACCCAUUGCCGAUAUCAUUUCCCGCAUUGAAAAAUAUGUUUGGGGGCUUAAACUAGCUGGAGCUGGUGGUGGUGGUUAUCUAUAUAUGGUGGCGAAGGAUGUGGAGGCCGCACGGCGUAUUCGUGAGGAAUUGACAUUACAUCCACCAAACGAAACGGCUAGAUUUGUGGAAAUGACUGUUUCACACAAAGGUAUACAGGUUAGUCGUUCAUAG
Messenger RNA from Trypanosoma theileri, 3183 nucleotides. RefSeq names its product putative fucose kinase. The transcript has a single exon. The record is from RefSeq and is a predicted model, not a curated record. Bases 1 to 3183 code for a protein of 1060 amino acids. Gene Ontology annotation, molecular function: fucokinase activity; ATP binding. Gene Ontology annotation, biological process: GDP-L-fucose salvage. NCBI's taxonomy places the organism in Eukaryota, Euglenozoa, Kinetoplastea, Trypanosomatida, Trypanosomatidae.